Molecule: messenger RNA, 2237 nt
Organism: Eurytemora carolleeae
Lineage: Eukaryota; Metazoa; Arthropoda; Copepoda; Calanoida; Temoridae
Product: zinc finger protein 658B
Exons: 19
Coding region: 28-1536 (502 amino acids)
Biological process (GO): regulation of transcription by RNA polymerase II
Cellular component (GO): nucleus
Source: RefSeq, a predicted model, not a curated record
AACAAUAGUUAUUAUUUUAGAUGAAAGAUGAAGACCGGCGAGGAUGAUUUGGCUGAUGUUCUAAAAUGUUUAGAGAUUGAUAAAUAUUGUGUGAAUAAAUUAACUUCUUCCACAUCCACAUCUACAUUAUUUAAGAUUAAUAGAGCGGAGAUAGAUUUGCAUGAAUUCUCUAGUUCUGUGUUUUUAAUGCUCCAGGUUUAUCAGGACUUGAAUGAGGAUAAGAAAAUCAAGGGCACAUUCUUAACCUCUAAUGAAGAAAUACUAGAGGAAGUCGAGCUCGGUACUUUAUUGAAUUUGGAGAGUUCUUUUAUUCUCAAUUAUAUCAGAGAACGGAUUGGACUACAGCUAUCCGUGUGUCCCGGUAUCCAGGAGACAAAUGUGAUAAACCUAGAUAUAAACACCAGAGAAACUGUUAUUGAGAAAUAUGGAACUUAUUUUAUAUACAGGAGCAGGAUGUGUAGCAGAGUUGUUGAAAACGGAAAUCGGGGGGAACUUUGUCCUGGUUGUCAAAUAUGGAUACAAAAUAAUAUAGAGCUGGGAUAUCAAGUGAAGAGUGAACCAAAGCGAAACACAAAUAAGCGGAAAGAAAAAGAGGAAGAACAUGAAGAAUUAGACGCAGAGAAUGAAUUAAGCCUUAAUGAUGAAGAUCAGCUAUUUGAUCCGAGCGUGAAACUGGAGAAUGAUUCCAAAGAAAACGGUGUAUUAAACAAUGCUUCUGCUCUUCUGAGCACUAAACGCUGUGAAAAAUGUGAUCUCAAAUUUAAAACUCUUCAAGAACUUUACACUCAUUUAUCUGUUUGUGAGCCAAGUUCCGUGUUCUACCCGUGUAGUCAAUGUACUUUUGUAUUUCCAUCUGAAGCAAAACUGAAAACACACGACAGAUCACAUGACGAAGAAAUUGCAAAGAAAUGUCCGAUAGAGCAGUGCCAAAAGAUGUUUAAGAUCCAGUUGGGGAAAAGUAUGCGGAACCAUCUUAGAAAUUUACACAAAAUAAACCCAGACUGUUUGCCGGAAGAUUUGAAAACCAAAAUUGAAAUGGACAAUUUGAGGGUGAAAGGAAGACGGUUCCAUCCUUGUGAUUUCCCUGGUUGUAUUUAUGUUGGGAAGGAUAUAACUGCUCUCAGAUAUCACCGGCCUGUACAUACUGGUGAAGCACUCUUCUGUUGUACAACUUGUGGGAAGAGGUUUAGGUACAAGAAGGAGCUUUUUCUCUGUGAAAAAAGGCACAAGGGAGAGUAUGACUAUUUCUGUGUUAACUGUGAUAAAAAGUUCUUGUCCAAGAAAAAACUAGAUCUCCACGUGAUGGUUCAUACUGGAGAGAAACCCUUCUCUUGUCCAAUAUGUUACUUCAGGUGCUCUAGAAAGGAUAAUCUUAACUCUCACAUAAAGAAGCAUCAUGGUAUGACCUGGAGGGAAGCUGAGCAGCAAACAGGAAGCUCUAUCAAUCAAACUAACAGGACACAUAUUGCAUCUAGUCAAGAUAAAAGGCCCCAUGUCCAGAUUGUGCAACUGAACGAGAUAAGCUUUCAACCCUGAAAAUACAUGAAUCAAAAUUAAUUUGAAAACAAAAAAAUGUACUUUACUUAUUAUUUGUAAUGUAUAGCCAGAUUUUGAAAAAAUCUGUUUGUUUCAAAUUUUAUUUUAACUGCUUUUGUCUAUUCUUCAUCUAUAUGAGGAAUUGUAAAAUAUGUUUUGAUGCACAUUUGAUUAAAAUGUUUUAAGAUAUAGUUACUAAAAUAUAUACUCCACUGUGAUUAUAACCUAACAAAUGUUUGAACUAUGUUGUUACCUAUUCACAGCGGAAAACUAGGCCUGAGGCCAAAUUUAAAGAAUUUGAGCCGCGGCUUAAAUAUUUUGAGUCGGCACAAAUAUUGUUGGUUUCGCUUAAAAUUGUAUUUAAUUUUUUAAGAUUUAAGCCGGCGCUCAAUUAAAACCCCGAUUUUGUCGGAUUUGAGACGCGGCUCAAAUUCAUUAAAUUCACACUCUGGGCAACUUGCUGUUCGGUGACGGCCGUUAAUUUUUAUUUGCCUGACCCAACCUGAAUUUGUAUAGUAAAAACCUUUAGCUAGAUGUUAAUACCAUCUAAUGAAAGGUUUAUGGUCUUAAAUUGAAAAGAUAACAUAUUUUAGUAGUGUUGGGUUAGACCUAAGCAUUAAUAGUGUUCACUGCUCACAAAGAAAUUCACUACAUCGCUUAGAUUUUAUUUUACAGCAAUGCCAUUAACUCAUGUUUUCAGA